UAUCCUUGAAGACAAUGUUGUACACACUAAGAAGACCACCAAAGCACUUUGAGGAUUUGGUUGCUUAUCAUUUUCGCAACCGUGCUCAUGAUAUUCUGGUAGCUUGUAAAGCAUAUAUGGAGGGAGCUGUGGUAGGAACUGUGGUGGUCAAAGACGGAGUCAUAGAAGGUGGUAAAGUUGAGAAGGGUGGCUCAAACCUCUUUAAAACCAAAGUAGGUCAGAUGAUGAAUAUUCUCAUUACUAACUUCACCAAAAACGGGUCCACAGGUUGUGAACAGUUUCGGACUAUCAGUUAGACCGUAAUAGAUAAGCUGAUAGCAUAGUGGGCAGUUGAUCUGAAGAUAUUUGGGGUUGCAAGGUGAUGCCUUAGCUGACAUGAAGCCUGUGCCUUUCAAGUACAUUUAAGUUAAUGCAAUUUUGACAAAAUGGAUUGAACCUGUGGAACUUUCACCCUAGUAUAUAUAUUAUAUUAUCUUUUGCA
This is a messenger RNA of Pistacia vera, 481 nucleotides long. Its product is annotated as putative ubiquitin-conjugating enzyme E2 38. The record is from RefSeq and is a predicted model, not a curated record. NCBI's taxonomy places the organism in Eukaryota, Viridiplantae, Streptophyta, Magnoliopsida, Sapindales, Anacardiaceae. The transcript has 2 exons. The coding region runs from base 15 to 296 and encodes 93 amino acids. Gene Ontology annotation, molecular function: ubiquitin conjugating enzyme activity.